This is a messenger RNA of Musca domestica (house fly), 1687 nucleotides long. Its product is annotated as protein FAM98B. The transcript has a single exon. Bases 127 to 1551 code for a protein of 474 amino acids. Gene Ontology annotation, cellular component: tRNA-splicing ligase complex. Lineage: Eukaryota; Metazoa; Arthropoda; Insecta; Diptera; Muscidae. The record is from RefSeq and is a predicted model, not a curated record.
AUCACUUGUAUUCACAAUAGCUGUUGGCAUCAGCCGGCUUCAAUACAUAUACAUUUUGUGGAAAUUAUCGAGAAGAUUCAGAAAUUUUUGAGAAAUACUCAAAGGAUAUACGACUGAAUCUGCAACAUGGAGUCCGAAUUGGAUGUCAUUGACUCCCUGAAUGCGUUAUCGUAUCAAGGAAAGUGCCUGCAAAACGAUGAAUUGACACGAGCGCUGGAGGGUGGUACACGCAGCCCCGAGUUUCGCGAAGUUGUAGCAUGGCUGGCCCAGGAACUGCACAUAUUGCGAAAAACAGAUGAAUCAGUGAGUAAAGACUGUGAUGACCCCAGUGAAUUUGCCAUGGAGCUGUCGGCCAUGUUGAAAGAAUUGGGUUGUCCGUAUAGCUUUUUUGUUACGGGCCCUCUGUCGGAUCGUUUCGAGAGCCGCGAACAUAGAUUGCAAUUACUGGACUAUCUGAUAACAGAGCUAAUGACUACCAAGAUGUAUAUGAAACUUAAGCCGGCUGAGCAGGCCUAUGUCAUACCCAAGACCGAGACAAACACGGCAAAGGCGUUGGAACAGUUGACCAAAGAUUUGGGUUUGGGAAAACCACCAGAGAACAUUACGGCCAAGGCAUUUUUUGAUAAAUUGAAUUUCAAAUUGGAAGAAGUGAUGCGUACCAUGAAGCCCGGUGUUGUUAAUGAACCAUUGUUUAGAAACACCAAGUCGCUGAGUGAUAAACAGUGGGAACAACUGGAAGAUAUACACCGGGACUUGGAUGAGGAAUACAAUUUGAGAAGGCAAAUGUUGUUGACACGUUUGGAUGUGACCAUACAGAGUUUUAUGUGGUCGGAUAAAAUGAAAUCUCGUGAAAAGGAGAUCGAUGAAAAAUUCCAAAAGAAGCUGUUGGAAUUGGAGCGCUAUAAAUAUGGUGGCAUGGAGACUGAUAUUGUGGCAUUGUUGGCAGCUCGUGCCGAUUUGGCCAUUAUUGAAAAGACUAGCUCGGCAAAUGUGCGUAAAAAUACAGGAUCAAAAAUUCAUAAACAUGUUAUUGGUCGAGUGCCCGAUCGUGGUGGUAGAGCUCAUGAACAUGCCCCGCCACCACCUGAAAUGCCUUCAUGGCAGCAACAGCGUAGCUCUGGGCCUCAGGGAGGUGGAAACUUCCGUGGUGGUCGAGGAGGAGGUGGUGGCGGUGGACGUGGUGGCCAAGGUGGCGGUCGUGGAGGCCAAGGUGGCGGUGGUGGCGGCGGUCACUGGCAACAGUAUACGUCACAACCCCAAAGACAGGGCCAUCAACAAAAUCAACAACACAACCAGUAUCAAUCUCAACCCCAACAACAGCAGCAACAACAACAUUGGGUCCAAGGCAGUGGACGUGUUCAGGGUACGGGCUGGUCUCAGGGAGGCAAUGAUAAUUAUCGUGGUGGUGACCGGGGUGGCGAUAAUUAUAAUAGAGGAGGAGGAGGCGGAGGUGGUGAUAAUUAUAACAGAGGUGGUGAUAAUUACAACAGAGGCGGCGGCGGUGGUGGCCAUCGAGGCCAUUCCAACUAUAAUCGUGGAGGUAGACGUUAAAAGAAUUUAGCAUUUGAAAGAGAUUUGUAUUGAUCUAUUCAAUAUUGAAAUUUAUAUUUACGUGAUGUUUGCAACAGAUAACUAUUAUGAUGAUUACACUGAUACGAAAAUAAAUAAAUGCCAUUUAGAAAAUAAA